Molecule: messenger RNA, 912 nt
Organism: Chrysochloris asiatica (Cape golden mole)
Lineage: Eukaryota; Metazoa; Chordata; Mammalia; Afrosoricida; Chrysochloridae
Gene: CFAP73
Product: coiled-coil domain containing 42B
Exons: 7
Coding region: 1-912 (303 amino acids)
Biological process (GO): spermatid development
Source: RefSeq, a predicted model, not a curated record
AUGGCCGUGCCCUGGAAGGAAUACUUCCGCCUGGCCUUACAAGAGAAGCUGCCGAGGAAGAUUCUAGAGCAGGAUGUGCAUCACUUCCCCCGGGUGUUGAGGCUUUUGGAGAAGAGGCAAGAGCUGGCAGACGCAGACAGAGGCCUGAAAGCACAGAAAGAGAUAUUCCAGAACAAGAUGGCAGCCCUGCAGCAGCGCAGGGAACAGCUGGAACAGAAGGAGCAGGAGCUAAAGGGGUCCUUUUUCCGUUUUGACAAGUUCUUACAGGAUUCUGAGGCCCGGCGUAGCCGCGUGCUGAACAGGGCGAGGGAGGAGCGGCAACGCGCCGGCCGCCAGGAGGCGGAGGCAUUGCGGCUGCGCGCCCAGUUGGAGGAGCUACAGCGAGAGCGCGCGCGGCUGCAGCUCAGGGUGGAGCGCCUGGCGCCUUUCGCGCGCCUGCUGGAACAAGUGCUGGAGCAGCUGCCCGAGUUCCAGGAGGUCACCGAACUGGUGGCGCGCUUCGAUGGCCUGGCAGACACGCAGGCGGUGCUGAGGCGCACGGAGCGUGAGCAGCUGGCGGAGCUGGAGGCGGCGCGGGCAAGGUUGCAGCGACUGCGGGACACCUGGCAGGACGAGGUGCUGCGGCAAAGCCAGCAGCGUGCGCAGCUGCAGGAGCGCCUGGAACAGGCCCAAGAACGGACCCUGCACUGGGAAUCCAAGUGGAUUCAGAUCCAGAACACAGCAGCAGAGAAAACCCUGCUCUUGGGAAGGGCCAGGAUGGCAGCACUCAGUUUGUUCCAGGUGGUAAGCCAGCACCAGAAGCAGCCCCCUGCCCUGGACCUGGAGGACACUGAGGGUCAGCUGGAGCAGGUGAAGGUGUUCAUCCAAGAUCUCUCCAGCAUUCUGGCCAGCCUCCAUCAGACUGAACCCUGA